Fusarium coffeatum is the source of this 1011-nucleotide messenger RNA. RefSeq lists its product as uncharacterized. The transcript has a single exon. NCBI's taxonomy places the organism in Eukaryota, Fungi, Ascomycota, Sordariomycetes, Hypocreales, Nectriaceae. Bases 1 to 1011 code for a protein of 336 amino acids. The record is from RefSeq and is a predicted model, not a curated record.
AUGCGCACUUCAUUCUCCUCCGUCCUGGCCCUCGCCGCCGCUCUCCCUACCGCCUUCGCCCAUUACAACUUCGAGGCCCUCAUCGUCAACGGCGAGGUUUCUGAGCCUUACCAGUACGUCCGCAAGACUACCAACAACAACAGCCCCAUCACCGAUGUCACCUCCAAGGACAUCGUCUGCAACGCAGGCGGUCUCGACAAGGACAUCCGCGCCGCCACCAAGACCAUGAAGGUCUCCCCCGGUGACGAGGUCGGUUUCACCGUCGCUUCCGAGAUGGGCCACCCCGGUCCUCUCUCCGUCUACCUCUCCAAGGCCCCCGACGGCACUGAGGCUUCCGACUACCUCGGUGACGGCGACUGGUUCAAGGUCUACGAGAUGACCUGGAAGAAGAUUGGCGCUGAGGGUGUUGAGUGGGCCAACUACAUGAACGGCCAGUCAGGCGGUAUCCAGAACUUCACCUUCACUCUGCCCAAGGAUACCCCCAAGGGUACUUACCUCAUGCGCGCCGAGCACAUUGGUCUCCACGGUGCUGGCGAGAAGAACGGUGCUCAGUUCUACAUUGGCUGUGCCCAGAUCACCGUUGACGGUACCGGUGCUGGCAAGCCUUCUCCCAUGGUCAAGCUCCCCGGGGCUUUCAAGGCCACCGACCCCAGCCUUCUCCUCAGCAUCUACUACCCUCCCGUGACCAAGUACGAUGCUCCUGGUCCCAAGACCUGGCCCAACGCCUGCACUGACCACACCCCCAACUUCGCUGGUCAGGCUUCCGACGGUGACUGCACUGGUGAUAAGAAGUCUGGCUCUGACUCUGGCUCUGCUGCUCCCGUUGCCAGCGAUGCUCCUGCUUCUGAGGCUCCCGCCGCCACUUCUGCUCCUGCUGCUACCCCCACCGCUGCCGCUGUCACCACCUCUGCUGCCGCUGCUCCUGUCGCUACCAAGACUCCUUCCAAGUCUUGCAAGGCCAAGCGCGCUGCCAAGAAGGCUCUCAAGGCUAAGCGUGCCCUCAAGAACUAA